CAGGAACAAGAAGAGUUCAGGGAGACACAAUGGCAGAAGGCAACCCAGUCCAGAACCUCUGCGAGGAAACAACAUGCCCCAUCUGCCUUCAGUAUUUCAAAGACCCAGUGAUCGUAGACUGCGGCCACAAUUUCUGCCAAGCAUGCAUCACCCGGGCCUGGGGGGAACCUGACAGAGAUGCUUCUUGCCCCCAGUGCAGCGAACCUUGUCAGCAAAGGAAUUUCAGGCCCAACCGGCAACUGGCGAGCAUUGUGGAAAUAGCCAAGAAAUUCAGCCUUCAGAUGGCCAGAGGGGCGGAAGCGCUGGGAAGGGUUUGUGAGAGACACCAGGAGCCCCUGAAACUCUUCUGUGAAGACGACCGAGCCCCCAUCUGUGUAGUGUGCGACAAAUCCAAGGAGCACAGGGACCACAAAGUGAUCCCGAAGGAGGAGGCCUUUGAGGAGUAUCAGGGUAAAAUCCAGGGUCAUUUGGAAUUCCUGAACAAACAGAAAAAGGAAAUUCUGGCUUCUAAACUGAGUGGGGAGGCUGAAAGCCAGAAGCUGCUGAAGCGGACGGAAUCGGAGAGGCAGAAAAUCGUGGCUGAUUUCAAGCAAUUGCACCAGUUUCUGGAAGAACAAGAGCGCCUCCUGCUGGCUCAAUUGAAGGAACUGGACGAUGGGGUUAAAUCCUGUGGGGACCAACAUAUUGCAAAACUCUUUGAGGAAAUGUCUUCUAUUGACGACCUUAUUAAGGAUCUGGAGGAGAAGCAGAAACAGCCAGCGACUGAAUUCUUGCAGGAUAUCAGAAGCAUAUUGCAAAGGUAUGUGGCUUUGUUACACACAGUGGGCUGAAAGGAAUCUC
Messenger RNA from Podarcis raffonei (Aeolian wall lizard), 840 nucleotides. RefSeq names its product zinc finger protein RFP-like. The transcript has 5 exons. NCBI's taxonomy places the organism in Eukaryota, Metazoa, Chordata, Lepidosauria, Squamata, Lacertidae. Gene Ontology annotation, molecular function: zinc ion binding. The record is from RefSeq and is a predicted model, not a curated record. Bases 30 to 830 code for a protein of 266 amino acids.